Messenger RNA from Gossypium arboreum, 1344 nucleotides. RefSeq names its product probable disease resistance protein At1g52660. Gene Ontology annotation, molecular function: ADP binding. The coding region runs from base 208 to 1344 and encodes 378 amino acids. Lineage: Eukaryota; Viridiplantae; Streptophyta; Magnoliopsida; Malvales; Malvaceae. The record is from RefSeq and is a predicted model, not a curated record. The transcript has 3 exons.
GCAGACAGCAAAGAAAAAAACUAAAAAAAAAGAUGAGAUUUCUUAAUAAUAAAAAAACUUUUGCCUGUUUUUAUCUUCACUUUCUUCCUCUUCUUCUUCUUUUUGGCUAUUGUACCCACAACGUUCUUUCUUCUUCACUGUUUUUAAUUUCUUUUGAUCGCCAAGGUCUAUCGCUAAUUUUCAAGCAUCCAGCCAAGGGACAUAGCAAUGGAGUACGUAGAGCCUGUUGUUAGAAUUGCAAAUUGUCUCGGAACUCCUGUUUGUAAAUAUUUGCAAUAUCACAGAAAGCUCAAUGGUUAUGUGAGAAACUUCAAGAGGAUCAGAGAUGAAUUGAAUUGCAAAAUGAAAGACAUAGAGCUGCAAUUGAAAGCAGAGCUUCUUCGUCCUCUGGGGAAGAUACCAAAGCAGGGAGUUGAAAAUUGGUUGAAAGAUGUGAAAGAGAUGAUUAGGGAAGCACAAGUUGUUGAAAACAAAGUCAGUAACGGAAGAUAUAUCUGUCGUGCUUGCAGCGGGAAGCUGGUUGAUGAAAAGACUCGAGAAAUGAAGGAAUUUCUUGAUAAAGCUCCUAAUGCCUCUGAAGGUCUUGCCAUUGAUGGUCCAAGUGCUGGGUUGCCACUGCCAACAUCAGAACUAGUUGGAGACGAAGCUGUCAGAAAUGAGAUUUGGGCAUGCUUGAUGCAGGAGGAGGUGAGCAAGAUUGGGGUUUGGGGGAUGGGCGGUGUGGGUAAAACCACUAUCAUGAAGCACAUCCACUAUGAUCUUUUAAAGCAACAAAGAUUCGAAAGGGUAAUUUGGGUUACCAUAUCAAAGGAGUUCUAUGUAAUGAAGGUACAAGAUAAUAUUUCAAGAGCGUUGGAGUCAAAGGAAUAUUUAGACAAAGAAGAAGACAAGCUCAGACGAGCGGCAAUCUUAUCAGAAAUGCUGAAGAAAGCAGGAAAGCAUGUUCUAAUCCUAGAUGAUGUGUGGGAUAAAGUCUCUCUAGAGGAAGUUGGGAUCCCCGAGCCAAGUGACAGCAAUGGCUGCAAGUUGGUGUUGACAACCCGUUCGGAGCAUGUCUGUAAGUAUAUGGGUUGUAAGGUGAUAAAAGUGAAGCCCCUUUCAGAAGAAGAGGCAUUGAUACUAUUCUUGAGCGAAGUUAGACCUAACAUGGUGCAAAAUCAAACUUUAAUGCCAACUUUGAAGCUUGUUGUCAAAGAAUGUGCGGGUCUGCCUCUUACAAUUGUCAUCAUAGCUGGUACAUUGAGAGGAGAAGAUGACCCUCUUAUCUGGAAAAAUGCACUCGGGGAAUUGAAAGAGAGAAUAGGGAAAGUGGAAGAAGUGGAAGCUAAAGUGAUCGAGAGAUAA